Molecule: messenger RNA, 1839 nt
Organism: Ramularia collo-cygni
Lineage: Eukaryota; Fungi; Ascomycota; Dothideomycetes; Mycosphaerellales; Mycosphaerellaceae
Product: related to cell division control protein CDC18+
Exons: 1
Coding region: 1-1839 (612 amino acids)
Biological process (GO): mitotic DNA replication checkpoint signaling; cell division; DNA replication initiation
Cellular component (GO): nucleus
Molecular function (GO): DNA replication origin binding; ATP hydrolysis activity
Source: RefSeq, a predicted model, not a curated record
AUGGUCACCACUACCUUGGGAAAGCGUCUCCGAAGUGCGGCAAGCACGAAACCAUCAGCAAUCGACGCGGGCAGGCGCAUCUCACGCCAGACGAAAUCGUCAACCCUCGACGCGAGUGACUCGGAAGCAGAAAACCAGAACCCCUUUGUUAUACACCGCCAGAAUGGCGAGGAUGGAUCGGAUGCAGCAGAGGAGGAGCGGCCGAUCAAGAAGACGCGAACGUCCCGAUCGACCACUACUGUCCCGGCGAAACAUGGUGCGGCGGAGUCACGCGUUGAGAUUGCUCCCUUCCGCGUGUCGAAAGCAGCGGCCGUCACAGCAACCCCGAAAACUCCCAGCAGACAUCGCGAUGCGCUUKCGAAGAAGGUGCAGGUUACACCGCGGCAUCGAGCUUUGAUCACUUCACCACGGACACCACACACGCCGUCGAAUGGCGCGUCGGUGUAUAAUCAGGCGCGUCGACUUUUCGCGCGAUGCUCCAAUCCCGGCAAACUUGUGGGACGAGACGAAGAGAGAUUGCAACUUUCCACCUUUAUCAAGACUGCGAUCGAGUCAGAAUCUACCGKAUGUCUGUAUGUUUCUGGGCCUCCGGGGACAGGCAAGAGUGCGCUGUUGGACGAGGUGAUACGCGAGCACACUGAGGGGGGCAAUAUCCCAGUAUCAGUCGUGAAUUGUAUGAGCGUGCGGAAUGCAAAGGAUCUGAGCCAGAAGCUGGAAGACGAUCUAGGACUGAAAGAGGAUGCAGGCUUUGAAUACCUACGGACGUGCUUCGUGCGGGAGAAAGCGCAAGACGAUCGGAAAUACCUCGUCGUGCUGGAUGAGGUGGACCAGCUGGUGGAUCUGGAUCUGGCGCUUCUCUACAGCUUGUUCGAAUGGUCGAUGGCUCCAACAUCACGACUGAUCCUCAUUGGAAUUGCCAAUGCUCUGGACCUCACAGACCGCUUCCUUCCACGAUUAAAGUCUCGCAACCUCAAGCCGGAACUCCUCCCUUUCAUGCCGUACAGCGCCACACAAAUCGCCGAAGUCGUCACGAGCAAACUGAAGAGUCUGUCCACUACAGAGUCGCAGCAUGUUCCAUUCUUGCAGCCCGCUGCGAUCCAAUUCUGCGCGAAAAAGGUCGCAGCACAAACAGGAGAWCUCCGCAAAGCGUUUGACAUCUGCCGGAGAGCGAUUGAUCUCAUCGAUCACGAGACGCGAGAGAAGGAUAUCAAGGUACAAGACAGCCCUUCCAAGACGCCUCUCAUGGAGAAUGUCAAUCUUGCCUCGCCUAUUUCACCUCGCAAGCAGACGGUCUACUCUCUAGAAACCGCCCCGAAAGCAACAAUCGCACACAUGGCAAAGGUCACAGCACAAGCCUUUAGCAAUGGAGCGACACAACGACUCGCUGGACUCAACCUACAACAAAAAGCUGUACUCUGUGCCUUGGCAGCCCUGGAGAAACGGAAGCGCGAGACGCAAAUCAUGCGCGUGAUGACUGCUACUCCAUCCAAAUCCAACACCAGCGCACCGUCCGUAAAGCAGCUUUUUGAAGCAUACAGUGGUCUUUGCAAACGAGAGAAUCUCUUUCACGCACUCUCCAGCGUUGAAUUCCGCGAUGUUGUCUCCGGGCUGGAGACGUUGAGCUUGGUCUCUGCAGUCGAUGGCAAGACUGGCAGCUUUGUCCUCCCCACGACCCCGUCUCGCACCCCGGGGAGGCCCAAGAAGGAUGCCUUUGRAGGAGCUGCGAUUGGAGAUGAGCGGAGAGUAGCGAGUGCUGUUGGUGUGAAGGAAUUGAGCGCUGUAUUGGAGGGACCUGGAGGCGAGCAAUUACAGCUCAUGCUUGAGGGGAAUGGUGUCUGA